AUGGUUAUUGAACCUUCAUCUAGUCCAUCGUGUUCACCUGUGGUGCUGGUAAAGAAGAAGGAUGGCAGCAUGCGGUUUUGUGUUGACUACCGCCGCCUGAACGACGUUACGAAGAAGGACAGCUAUCCCUUGCCAAGAAUUGAUGACACGCUGGACAUGCUUACAGGCGUAAAGUGGUUUAGUACGCUGGACCUGAAAAGUGGCUACUGGCAGGUUGAAAUUGACCCUAAGGACAAGGAGAAAACUGCAUUCUCCACAGGAAAGGGUCUGUGGCAAUUUAAAGUCAUGCCGUUUGGAUUGUGCAAUGCUCCAGCAACGUUUGAAAGGUUGAUGGAGCUUGUACUUACCGGGCUAAUUGGAGAUGCCUGUCUGGUCUAUUUGGAUGACAUCAUCAUCGUAGGCCGUACGUUUGAGGAACACCUUCAAAACCUGGAACGUGUGCUCACAAAGAUCCAGAGUGCCAACCUCAAGUUGAGUCCGAAGAAGUGCUCACUAUUCAAACGGCAAGUUAGUUUUUUGCGGUAUGUAGUGUCGGAAGAAGGUAUCCGCACGGAUCCAGAGAAAAUUGCCGCUGUCAAGGAGUGA
Messenger RNA from Parnassius mnemosyne (clouded apollo), 585 nucleotides. The record is from the annotation of a GenBank genome assembly. NCBI's taxonomy places the organism in Eukaryota, Metazoa, Arthropoda, Insecta, Lepidoptera, Papilionidae.